This is a messenger RNA of Chara braunii, 766 nucleotides long. The record is from the annotation of a GenBank genome assembly. NCBI's taxonomy places the organism in Eukaryota, Viridiplantae, Streptophyta, Charophyceae, Charales, Characeae.
GCGAAGGAUAGCAGUGCAAUGACCUGUGUGACUUUUUGGCUGUGCGUGUGCUGGGCCCGGUUCCCAGCACGUGCUGCUCCCCACAAAUAGAUUGGAGCACUUGUUUUGAAAAAAAGAAAAAGAAAGAAAGAAAGAAAGAAAGAAAAGAUCAAUGCUGGGUGUCUUGGUAAUUUUGGCUGUGGUUCCUGUGCUGUGGACGUUAUGGGCGUGUGGCUGGGUCGGUGGCUGGGGGACAGGGGUCUGUACUUCAAGGAGGAGGUGGCAUGUGCUCCUGGAGGGCCCAGUGUAGGAACUGCCAAUUGCUUGUACUGCGAAGAGAGCACAGAAUAUCCGUGUGCCCCUGGCAAGACCUACCAUGGUCGGGGUCCCAUCCAGCUGUCAUGGAAUUAUAACUAUGGGCUUGUGGGAGCACAUCUGGGUCUGGACCUGCUAAACAAUCCCGAUCGUAUCCUGGAAGACGCCAUCACAGCUUUCCGCACAGCGUUCGACUUCUGGAUGACUCCACAAUUCCCGAAGCUAGCUCUUAAGUGGGCCAUGCGGAGGAUUGAGGAAGGGGAGGAGGAAAGAUUCUUGGGGGUCCUCAUUAGCCUCCAUGUGGAAGUCUCCUCACAAGGACUGCUUCUGCAACAUCGGAUCGCAGCCAUGCUACAAAUGUUUUAUGGGGGCCCGGCCUGACAUUUGUCUGUCGUUGGCAGGGUGCUGGUCUCCAACAUUGCACUUUUCUCAAUACUGUGGCUUGUCAGCACAGUAAAGGAAAUCCGCAAAG